CGCUGAUGUACCAAACGCAUGACGAAUUCAAAUCUGAUUCCUCGCCGAAGAGGCUCUUGGUUAGUGUUUCAUUACCUCUGUUGAAGGGCUUGAAGAAAUUGGAUGCAGAUUUUUCAACUCCAGUUGUACACGCUUACUCUUUGCACGCUGUUUGGAUAAGGUACUUUAAAAGGGCACGUGGAACGUAUUGGAAGAACUAAGAGAUGAAUAUCUGCGCCCUCCUUCUCCUUUUGAUCGGCCUUGUAUGCGCCCAAGACCACGGUGACCAUGGCGAUCACGAUCAUGCGCAUGAUCACGGAGAUCAUGAUGAAGGUCACGAGGGUCACGACCAUUCGGAUGAAAACUUCAGGAUAACUACAAUAGAUAGUCAACCCUUUUACUCAGUUGUGUCUAAUAAGGAGUCCGGAUACGUCAUUGACUUAAUCAAAGAGCUGCAACACGUCAUGGGUGAAUUUAGGUACAGCAUCACUGAGUCUCCUGAUGGCAAGUAUGGAUACCUAGAGAAUGACCGCUGGAAUGGUUUGAUAGGGCAGCUCGUCAAUGAGGAUGCUGAUAUCGCUAUUGCAGAUCUGACAGUAACACCAAUGCGUGGAAAUGCUGUUGUUUUUUCUGAUCCAUUCAUGGAAUUCGGCCUUGCAAUUCUCAUAAAGAAACCAUCCAACGGUGAAAUAGAUAUCAAGACAUUUGCAGACCUCGUCAACCAAGCAGAAGACGGUAUUAAGUACGGUUCUAUCCGAGGUGGCAGUGUCGACAAAUACAUAGAAUCGAGUGAUGAUAGAACUGUGCAGGAAGCAGCCAGAUGGAUGCGUUUGAAUUCCGAUGAUGCUUACGUCAGUUCUACUGCUGACGGUCUGCGUAAAGUCAGACAAGGCAAUUAUGCAUUUAUUGUAGAAUCUCCUUCCGCUGAAUACUACGCCCAUCAGGAACCUUGCGAUCUGACAGAGAUAGAGUUCCCAGGUGGAAAUUUCGGACGAUAUGCUCUUGCCUUUCCCAAAAACUCUCGACACGUGUUACAUUUCAAUGAAGCCAUACAAUCCCUAAAGGACAAUGGUCAUUUGCAACACUUGCACCACACUUGGUUUCAUAAGACAUGCGACAGCCAUUCUCACGAUCAUCACGAAGGAAAUUCUCACGACCACGAUCAUGAUCACGAUCAUGCAAGUGGUAGUGCUGAAAACACUACUCAAGAAUCUACAGAUGGCGCAGCUUCAAUAUCUACAUCAGUCUCAUUGCUAGUUUCAUUGAUACUUAUCACUGCCAACUUUAUUUAAUUGAAAUAUCUAUUUUCAAUCUUAAACUGAACAUAGCAGGCCAAAUGCCAAAUUUAGAAAUCCCAUGUAAACCAAUAUUGAACAAUGUGCGUGGCCUCAGAGGCGAAAGGCCCUGUGUUUACCUAGACUGAACUCAUUAGAACCCCAUUCCUCAUGUGAUGCGUUACCUCUCGAUGUCCCAUUGGUGUAUGUUGGACUUUUAUGGUACCAACUGUGGUACUGCUGAAAUACUACCGCACUUGGUAGAGCACUCACUUGAUAAUAUGGACUAUGGACUUAUUGUAAAUAUCAAUCCCGGACGUAUGUUCUUAUGUAAAGCUGUAACUAAACUGGUGGAAAUUCUAGCUGUGAAAGUGAUACUUAUAUGUUUCCUGACAUCUGAAAAAGUACUGUUAUAGACUAUUAUUUGCCAUAGAGCUAUUUCCCUCAGACUGAUAUUUUCAAUAAGAUAGUAAUAUCUAUUGAAUUGAGCAAAUCAAAGACAUGCCAUCCUUGUUUUAGAUUUAAAGAGAUAAAAUUUAAUUUUUACUGAAUUUUUGAACUUUUAAAGAAAAACUUUAUUUUCUUAACUUGUUAUCAGGUUAUAAUUUAGCCAAUUUAGUGACUGUAUUCAAAACCUGACUACUUGUAAGGUUGGUGUAUGAAGGAAUAAAUCUCCUGACAGCCAUGUUACAAAUGUAGUCAAAGCAAGAAAAUGCAGGGCGCAUGCAGCAAUCACCUAGUAUGUUUUAACACCCCAAUGAUACCCCGGGAAUGAUACUCAGAUGUAU
Messenger RNA from Owenia fusiformis, 2041 nucleotides. NCBI's taxonomy places the organism in Eukaryota, Metazoa, Annelida, Polychaeta, Sabellida, Oweniidae. The record is from the annotation of a GenBank genome assembly.